Messenger RNA from Clarias gariepinus (North African catfish), 2802 nucleotides. Its product is annotated as F-box only protein 41. NCBI's taxonomy places the organism in Eukaryota, Metazoa, Chordata, Actinopteri, Siluriformes, Clariidae. The transcript has 13 exons. Gene Ontology annotation, molecular function: protein binding. Bases 5 to 2122 code for a protein of 705 amino acids. The record is from RefSeq and is a predicted model, not a curated record.
AAGGAUGUCGACUGUUGCAGAGCAGCCAAAGCAUUGCCCUGACUGUGGGGAGCUGUGCGGUUUUGGGGACGUCCCAAUAAAUCACAAGUGCCAAAUGAUCUGUCUGACCCCACGACGGAAGUCCGAGGGUGCCCUGAUGGCUCUUCCUGCCCAGACUCAGAUCUCGUCUUCCUUGCUGAACAGUGAGCUCAGCCAACCCUUACAUCUGGAUCUCAUGGAUACACUGAGCCUGACUCCUUCACCCACUCCUCCUCUUGCUCAGCUGCUUGUUCACCAGUGCGCUCCUUCACUCCUGUCCUCCUCUGCCUCUCCCUCCCUAAUUUCCUUCUCCAGGCCUGAGCGGGCACCAGUGAGCACACCAUGGCUGGCCAGGUUAGCCAUGGAGGCUGGUCUCCAGCAGCUGACCCUGGAGGUCCAGGAGCACGUGUCCAUGCGUCUGGGGACCUUGCAGGAAGAGGUGAAGAGGAGGAGUGGUGAAGUGCACAGGGCACGGAGGGAAAGUGAAAGAAUGGAAAAGGAAAAGCAGGAAGCGGAGGAAAAGGCGGCUAAGCUGGAGCACCAGGUGGAGGUUUCCGUGGAGAUGUUAGCCAGCCUGAGGCAGGAGCUGAUUGAGAGGGAAGAGGAGCUCAGCCUUAAACAGCAAGAGGUCUGUGAUUUAGACAGGUUUGUCCAAGAGACCGCUCUGAAGGAGGCGAGCGCCAAGGUCCGCCUGCAGAGAUUCAUCGAGAAUCUGUUGGAGCGGGCGGAGAGAGCCGAGCGACAGCUGCAGGAGCUGCACACGCCCUCGCACACACACACCGACGUCACAUCACCUGAUGGAUCCUUCACAGCUGCAGGAGGAUCGUUACAUGGGGGGAGCUACAGUGAAGCAGGGAUUUCGAGGUGCUGCUGUUCACAAUGUGAUCACACAGGAAGUCCAGGUCACAGAUCUGGGUUGCGUGAGGUGCUUUGCGAGGCACAGUGUUACCGGAGGAACCAUUCAGACAUGGAGGCUGAUACAGACAGCUGGUCUGUCUAUAGCGCAGAUUCUCUGGAGCAGCAUUAUAGAAUAGAUAACUCCGCCUUCGACCGUCAUUCCCGCCGUCAUACCCGCAACAGGCCUGACCGAUCGGUAAUGCGUUUGAAGCGAAUGAAGAGGAGGGCGUGGCUUUUCUGUGUCUUUCCUUACCUGGAUACACACUCGCUCCUCACUGCUGCGCAGGUGUGUAAGGAUUGGUGGUGUGUUGCCCGUCACCCUGCAGUGUGGACUAGAGUGACAUUAGAAAAUGAUCGCAUUUCAUCAAAGUUUAUGGUGACUAUUGCUCAGUGGUGUAGCCAGACACACACUCUCAUCCUGCGCCACCUAAAGCCUCGAUCGCGUGCCAAGAAAGAGAGUAAAGAGGAGUAUCUGAAGAAUACAAGAGGGUGUCUGGAGGAGGGGAUGGAGGCGGUGCUAAGUGCAGCAGGGCGGAGUCUUGUGUCUUUGACCAUCACUCAUUGCCCAAAUAUUUUGACAGACAGGACGCUGUGGCUCGUCAGCUGCCACUGCAGAGCUCUACAGGCACUUACUUAUAGAAGCUCAUCUGAUCCUGUGGGUCAGGAGGUGAUCUGGGCUUUAGGUGCAGGAUGCAGAGACAUUAUCAGCCUUAACAUCGCUCCACUGCAGCCAUGCCAGCAGCCCAGUCGCUUUAGUAACCGCUGCUUGCAGACGAUUGGUCGAUGUUGGCCUCACCUGCAUCAGGUGGGAGUGGGCGGAUCCGGCUGUGGUCUUCAGGGAUUAUCUUCUUUGGUGAGGAACUGCUCUGGGGUCUGUGUGUUGGAGUUGGACCACAUGAGUGAGAUGAGCCAGCAGGGGGCAGCAGAGCUAUGCAGGGGAGGACUACAGCAGUUACACACACUCAUCUUCAGCUACACACCUGUUACUGCCAAAGCCAUCCUGCACUUUCAUAGUGCGUGUUUAAGGCUGAAGUGUAUCAUCGUGCUCAUGAGUUCUGAAGAUUACUUUGACAACCCUGAGAGUGAAGAAGCGAAGAGAAUUUUUAACGAGAUGGUCAGCAGCCUGCAGGCGCUGAAGAAGAGACCCGGCUUGUCAGACAUCCUUCAUGUCAGGGUGGACCAGUGUGACAUUCUACCUGGCUCUUAACACACAAACACACACACACACUGCACAUUUUUAGCCCUGACUCAUCCCACUUUGACACUCCUCCUACACCUCUACACACACAUCCACACCAAUACACACACUCACUCUCACACACUGCACUUUAUUUUCCACACUCACACAAAUACACACCUACACCUAUGCACCCUCUCUACACACACAAACACACUAAGCAUUUUAGACUUUGUUUUUCAUACAAAUAUUCAUAACCUACACUUUUACACCCACACAUUGAACACACACAAACAGAACACACACACACACACUGCACUUUAUUCUCCAUACACAAGUACAUACCUACACCUAUGCACUCAUAUAAAAAUAAUAAACAAAACACACACAGGCUUCCAAUUUCGUGCCAUGACAUUUGCCAGUGUUUCCUCGCUGGUGGCGUUUCAUGCUAAACGAGCAUGUUACUAACAGAAAGUUAUAAGUUCUGUAAGACGAUGUAUACGCCUUUACAUAAUGAUAUCACUUAGACUUGAUGAGUUAAUGCAUGCUUCCUGUUUUGUUUUUUCGUUUUCAUUUCAUACUCCGCCUGAUCAACUGUCACGUAUUUUCCACUUUUGCUCCCUUAUGCACAGAUCUGAGAUAUUUCUAGUCUAGUGUUUGAUGACAGAAAACGCAGCUGUCGACUGAUUGGAUAAGACAAGCGCAUAUUA